GAUAAAAUGAUUAUUAUUAAGAUCCAAUAAGGAUUGAUUUGUUUUAAAAAAUGAAUAAUAUAGGUGUUAAUUAAUUUAAAUUAAUAGAUUGAUGAGCAAAAAGAGCGAAAAAAAAAAGCAAGAAAAAAUAAUAGAAGAUAGAACAUUUGGUUUAAAAAAUAAGAACAAAAGUAAAUAGGUGUAAAAGUAAUUGUUAUAAUUAUAUAAUUGUAGUUUUUGCAAAGGAGUAGCUCAAUAAGUGAAACAUAGUGGAGUUUCUUUGUCAAAAUUACAAUCAGAGGAAUAUGAAAGGAAAAGAAUAGAGAAGUAAUUGGAAGAGGAAGAGAGAUUGAUAUAAUCACUUUAUAAAACAGUAGAAAAAGUAAAAGAAGAAGAAUCUGAAGAAGAAGUAGAUCCAAAAUCAAUAUUAUGUGAAUAUUACAAAUAAGGUAGGUUGAUAUGAUAAGGUUAGGUCUUUGUUAGAAAGGUAAGAAAUGUAUGUAUUCACAUGAUAUGAGUUUGGAAUAAAAGACUGCAAUACUUGAUUUAUAUACAGAUUAGAGGGAAUAAUUAGGUGAUGAAUGGGAUACAUGUUAAAAUUGGGAUGAGAAGACUUUGAAAGAUAUUGUUGAAGCUAAUGAAAAAACAUAUAAAAGGUAUAGAUUUUUGGAAUAUAAUAGUUAAAUUCCAUCAGCAAAAGUUUGUGAUUAUUUUUUAGAUGCUUUAGAAAAAGGUAAAUAUGGAUGGAGAUGGGUAUGUCCUAAUGGAAUGACUUGUCAUUAUAAACAUUGUCUUCCUUAAGGAUAUGUCUUUAGAAAAAAAGAAGAACCAAAAUAAAAAUAAGAAGGUGAUCUGGAAGAAGAAAUAGAUGAAUAAAUUUCUAACUUACAAAAAGGUGGAACUAAAAUUACAAAGGAAGUUUUUGAAAAAUGGAAGCAAGAAAGAAAUGAAAAAAAAAAAUUAGAAGCAGAAAAAUAAAAAUUAGAAGAAUAGAAGAAAAAAGGUAGAAAAUUUAUAUCCAUAAAUUAGGAGCAAAAUAAGCAGGAAAUAAUUCAUAAAUGACAGGAAGAGCUUUAUUUGUUUAUGAUCCUGGCUUAUUUAUUGAUGAUGAUGAGGCAGAAAAAGAUUAUGAAAGAGAAGAAUAAAUUGAUUAAAAUGAAGAAGAAGAAGAUGAUCAAAAUAAAUAAAAAUUAUAUGAAGGUGAUGAAAAUUAAUAAUUAGAUGAAGAUGUUGAUUAAUAAUUUAAAUAGUAAUAAUAAUGA
Paramecium sonneborni is the source of this 1241-nucleotide messenger RNA. Lineage: Eukaryota; Ciliophora; Oligohymenophorea; Peniculida; Parameciidae. The record is from the annotation of a GenBank genome assembly.